Messenger RNA from Vitis riparia (riverbank grape), 933 nucleotides. RefSeq names its product annexin D4-like. The transcript is spliced from 6 exons. The coding region runs from base 1 to 933 and encodes 310 amino acids. Gene Ontology annotation, cellular component: cytoplasm. The record is from RefSeq and is a predicted model, not a curated record. NCBI's taxonomy places the organism in Eukaryota, Viridiplantae, Streptophyta, Magnoliopsida, Vitales, Vitaceae. Gene Ontology annotation, molecular function: calcium-dependent phospholipid binding; calcium ion binding.
AUGGUGGUAACUCUCAUUUCCGUGGUCAUCAUGGCCUUGACAAUGAUGGUUCUAGUCAUGGCAACAAGCCAAUCUGUCAACUUUGUGGCAAGAUUGGUCAUGUGGUUGUUAAAUGCUACAGAAGAUCACGAGUGGUAUGUCGAUAGUAGCGCGACAAACCACAUCACUAUCGAUAUGAACAAUCUAACUAUCAAGGUAGAUUACAUGGGCAAUGAGAAGCUUAUGGAUGCUGUGGUGAAAUGGACCAUGCAUCCUUGGGAAAGAGAUGCUCGCAUGGCAAGGAAGGCUUUGAAAAGAGGCAGUCAAGCAUAUGGCCUACUCAUUGAACUUGCAUGCACCAGAUCAUCAGAGGAGCUCUUGGGAGCUAGGAGAGCAUACCAGUCCCUCUACAAUGAAUCGAGGAAGACGUUGCUUGCCGAGUUGAAGGCAUCCAACGCCAGAUAUGAAGGAUCACGAAAGAAUGAUGUGGCAAUUGAAUCGAAUGCUCAAAAACUUAAUAAAGCCAUUAGAAAUGGUGAUAAGACGAUGCUAAUCAAAGAUGAAGAGAUUGUAAGGAUUCUAACAACAAAAAGCAAGCCUCAUCUUGAGGCGGUCUUCAAAUGUUACUAUGAUGAUUUCGGCAAGGACAUUGCAGAGGAUCUCGGUGAAGAAUCAGGUUUGAAGGACACAAUUUAUUGCUUGUGUGCUGCUCCAGCGUAUUUCAGUAAGAUUUUAGAUUCAGCAAUGAAAGCUAAUGCAAGCAAGAAAGAAAAAGAAGCCCUAACUCGAGUUAUUGUAACCCGAACUGAUGUUGAUAUGAAGGACAUUGUUAAGGAAUAUAAUAAGCAAUAUGGAACUCCUCAAGCCAAGAAGAUUGAAGAUGUAGCUCUUGGAAAUUAUAAAGAUUUCUUAGUCACGUUGGUCCAAAGAGCUCUAGCUAAAGGAAGUGAAUAA